CAUAUUUUUAAAACAAAAAUGGUUAGACAACGCAAUUUUGUUUAAAUUCUUUGUAAAUAUUUUAUUAAGACAAAUAAUUUAUCAAGAUAUGAAAAUAAAAAAGUAUUUUUUUGGAAUAAUAUUAUGGACGCUAGUAGUUUAUUUAGAAUUCUAUUUCAUAGUUUUUAAAGAAGUAAAAAACAAAAUUAUAGAUCACGCCGGUCUUGUUUUUAACUCUAUUAACAAUCAUAAUGCAGCAGAUGAGGAUAUUGGCGGAAAUAAAGACUGUGUUUUAAGAGGUAUUUAUAAAAAGGUUCACAUAUAUGAGCAACAAAAAAUAAGUUGUCAAAAUCAUGUUUUAUCAAAGGUAGGAUGUGCGUUUGUUAAAAAAGAAUAUCCGUAUGACAGUGAAAAUAACUGUAAGAAAAUUCUUCCUUUAGAAAUUUGCAAAUUUUCACCAAACAAUUAUUUAACUUGCAAUCAAAGUAGCUGCGCAGAAGAGUCCGUUUUUAUUCACAUAAUAAACCCUAAAUCGGGCGAAACAACAUUUGCGGAAGCAGUAUACAAAACAGACAACGAGUUGUCAAACAUCGUUCUUAGAUAUAUUAAAAUCUCAAUUGCGAAUAAAUUUCCUUUUAUAUUUUUAAGUUGCGGUGAAAACAAAAAUAAAACACAGCUUUUAGUACUAGAGAGUCACUUAAAAACCCAUUCUUACUUUAAGUCACAUUCUGAAAAAACGCUUCACCUCCAUUAUAAACAAAAACUAAACAUAAAUCUAAUAAUGAUUGAUUCGGUCUCUCGGGCACAUUUUUACAGAUCACUACAAAAGACAACCAAAAUGUUAAAUGAAAUAAACUUGAAUAGCGAAACAGAGGUGUUGGACUUUGAAAAGUAUCAAGCGGUUCAUGGUCAUACCAUGGAAAACGUCAGAGCAUUAUUUACUGGAACAGUUUUUCCUAAAAAUUACACCGAGGAAAUGAAAGAGAACGCAGGAGUAGGUGUUGAUACAUUUAUGAGUUAUUUUGCAAAUCACGGGUUUCAUACAUUAUAUCAAGACGAUAUGUGUUGGAAAGCCCAAUGGGGAAUAAACUUGGACUUAGGAUUAUCUGAAAAUUGGGUAGAUCUUUUUGAAAAAAUUAAAAAAUCGAGUAUACAAGAUACUGGGCUGCUCCAUAGUAACUGUAAAGUUCUUUCAGAUCUUGGUUUGGACCAUGUUUUUAACACUGAAAAAACUGAAAAAGUUUGUUUUAACAACAAUCAACACGAUUAUUAUUAUUUAAAUUAUUUAAAGAAAUAUUACAAAAAUCUUCAUUCAAUUAAGCCUACAUUCUCGUAUACUGCGUUAAUGGUUGCUCACGACUCAGGUGGAAUUCGAAUUCAAGCAAUAGAUAAAGAUUUAUCAGAAUUCGUACAAGCCAUGUCUGAACUCGAAAACACGUUGACUGUCAUUUUUUCUGACCAUGGAAAUGCUUAUACAGACUUUGUUUAUCAUGAAAUUGACGGACGCUACGAGAUGUUUCAUCCAUUUAUGUUUAUGAUAAUACCAAAAGGUAUUAAAAAUUUCUUUGACGCCAAAGAUAUGUACAGUUUAAGAAUUAACCAAAAAAGAUUGUUCACUUUAGUAGAUUUUCAUAAUAUGCUUUUUUAUUUUGUUAAAAAAAUUUCUUAUCAGGAAACAAAUCAAGUCGAGAGGGGACUUUUAGAUGUUAUUGCAAAUGACAGAAAUUGUGAUAAUCUUCCAUUAGUAAUGCCAAACUUAUGUAUUUGCAGCAACUUUUAUACUGAGAUUAAAAAUGAAAGUAGUUUAAUAGGUUAUUUAGAAUUUGCGUUAGGACAAUUAAAUAAUAUGAUAUCAAACUCAUCAAAAGCAUAUGCUUGUAAGCGUUUUGUUCCACUUUGGUUUGAAAAUGUUAGAAAAAAGAAAGAUGGAGACUUCAUCAAAACCUCUUUUGACAUUUAUAUUUCACCUGGUUUAGGAUCAUCAAAUAGCAUAGAAAAAGUAAAUGUUCUUAUUAAUUCAGUAGAAAGUGAAUCCGUUGAAAACUUUUCUAUGGAGUUAAUUGGUUGGGACAGAAUAACUAAGUUCGCUGCCUAUGACAAAUGCAGUGAUGCAUUUUCGCAUUUUAGAUUAUGUAUUUGUGAUUUGACCCCUACUCAUAUUGAGUUAGCGUCAGUUACUAUUCACUAUUUGAAAACUCGCAACUUUCAAACAUUUUACAACAGCUCGAGAACUUCGACAACAUUUAACCUGGAGUCGUACUUAAGUCAAGAAGAUAUUUCAGUAUUGGAAGAAGAAAGUUUAUUAUUGAUUACACGAACAAUAAAGGAUUACGAUGAGGAAGACAAUUUAAUUUUAGUCUCGGUUACAUUUGAAGCAGUAUCACUUUCAACUAAAGUUUACUUCGUAGAAGUGGUUGUUGAUAACGUUGAAAAUCUAAAAAAAUCUGUUAAUUCAACUUGUCACGGCGAACUAAAGGCUAAUUCAAUCAUUUACUUAUGUACAUAUUCAAGAAUAGUAAGUAAUGAAGAUGCUUCCUUGGAUUAUGUGGCAAAUUUUGAAGAACUAUAGUGCUAAUAUAAUUUUUUAUUUAGUUAACUAUAAAUGUUUAUAUUAUGUUUCAAUUACUGCAAUUUUUUAGUAUGUGUGACUGAACCAGUGAUUUUAAAUGCUUAUUUUUUAUAAACUGUGAUUAAUUUGAAAAAUAAGUUAUAUAAUCUUAUUGUGCUGGUUACUAACUAUAGCUGGGUUUUUAAUAGCAGUUUCAUAAAAUGAAUCAUAAAUUUUGCUGCUCUAUGGAUUUGCAAAAAGAUUAACAACUGCACAGACGGAUCAUAACUUGACUACAAAAUCUGUUGUAAAUAAAUCUAGUAAACAUGUUUUCAAAUAAUAAAUGGUUACCAACUA
Molecule: messenger RNA, 2884 nt
Organism: Hydra vulgaris (swiftwater hydra)
Lineage: Eukaryota; Metazoa; Cnidaria; Hydrozoa; Anthoathecata; Hydridae
Source: RefSeq, a predicted model, not a curated record